Messenger RNA from Leguminivora glycinivorella, 6020 nucleotides. RefSeq names its product ralBP1-associated Eps domain-containing protein 1 (gene Reps). NCBI's taxonomy places the organism in Eukaryota, Metazoa, Arthropoda, Insecta, Lepidoptera, Tortricidae. The transcript is spliced from 5 exons. Gene Ontology annotation, cellular component: plasma membrane; cytoplasm. Gene Ontology annotation, biological process: endosomal transport; endocytosis. Bases 172 to 2313 code for a protein of 713 amino acids. The record is from RefSeq and is a predicted model, not a curated record. Gene Ontology annotation, molecular function: protein binding; calcium ion binding.
CUGACAAAUUCGUCUGCUUCGUGUAAAUUGUGUGAUGAACGAGUUUAGAUUUUUUUAUUUCUUGCAUAAAUAUGGUGUACAUUAACAGAUAAUGGAUCUUUUGAUUGCCUACUUUACUGUUAACUUAAUGAAUUGUGUAUAAGCUAGGUAAACUGUGUUGUUUUUGGUAUAAUGGAGGAUCUCAAUUUGACAGAAACCGAAAUGAGAUAUUUCGGUGAUUUGUUUUUAUGUUGUGACGAGGAAUCCAAUGGGAAAAUACCAAUUUUAAAAGCAACGGAACUAUUUAGAUCAUCUAAUGUACCUAACGAUAUCCUAAAACAGAUCAUGGAUAUAAGCGUGGCACCUAGUAACUCAGCAUCGCUGAAUCAUAUGAACAGAAAACAGUUUUAUUCUACUUUAAAAUUAAUAGCAGCUCAUCAAACAAAUGUAGCAUUGAAGCCUGAACUAUUGUCCACUCCCCUGGACCUGCCCUUGCCAAGGUUUACAUGGGCUCUUAAUUCCGAGGCUAGUGCAGACUUAAUACAAUUAUCUAAUUCACCUAAGGAACAACAUAUCCCUAAGAGAGAAAGAAAUUUUACUAGUAAUAUUGGAGCAUAUGAACCUAUAAGAUUGCAGUCAAAUUUAUCAGAUAGUGAUGUGGCACAAACUCUGUCUCAUGACAACACAGAAGCCCUGAGCACCGACUCGGAAAUGGAGUCUGAAACAAUGUCACAGCGGUCGGACACACAUGGGCGCCGAGGUAAAAACGGAUCACCAUGGAGCACAGCCAGUGAGAGUCCAACACCAACCAACAGUGUAGCGGAGAGAGUGCAUCCGGUGUGGGAGCACAGUGCCACGGGGCGCGGUGUGUGGCCGGCCAACACCGGAGAAGAACACACCAGGCUACUGGGGACGGAGGAGGAAUCAUCCGACCGCCAUUCAUCCGAAGAAGAAGGCGAACCGGACGGAGAUGACGCGACCAGCGACGCGUGGAGCAUCAGCAACGAGCAGGCUCAGCACUACGCGGCGCAGUUCGCGCAGCUCAGGCCGGAGCGCGGCCUGCUGUCCGGACACACGGCCAGACUGUUCUUCGAAAAAUCUCGCCUAUCCGUGCCGGAUCUACGUAAGAUAUGGCAGCUAUCGGACAUCAACAAGGACGGCAUGCUUUCCUUAGAAGAGUUCAGCAUCGCCAUGCACCUCAUAGUGUUACGACGUGCCGGGGCACCUGUCCCGUCAACCCUACCACCGGCCCUGGCCCCCAAAGGAGACCCCAGGUACUCCCAACCUACUACAGACCUAGUAGACUUAGGAGCCGACAUGUUCGGCUCAGGAACCUCAGCCGACUUCAACUUCGCGCCUAAAACCGAAGCCCCCGACCCGUACGAAGCGAAACCGAAACCCGACGACCGCGGGCCCUCCCUCACGCCGCCCAAACCCGACCCGCAGGUCAACAACAAGGAGUGGACGAAGUUCGUCGACUCGCCCACCUCCAGCGUCUCGAGCCCCGGCCCCAAACCGGUCAACUUCGACUUCCACAAGUCCGCACUAGAGCGGGACCCGAAGAUAUACCACCCGGUGGCGCUAAGGGUCACGCCAGACGUGACGGUACCUCACGGGGAGGAGCUCCGAUCGAGCACCUCGCCGAGGCGGGACGACUUCGCCCACGCCUUCGAGCUCGCCAGCCCGAAGCGGUUAAAUCCACCAUCCGACCCCGCCCCCAACGGCGCCCCGCAAGAGAUCAAAUCUAUCCAGCGCCCGCAGCCGAAGAAACCUCUAAAGAGCGCCGGAGCGCUGCCCCCGCCGCCGGCGCGGGAGUCCUCGGUGCACGCGGACGAGGGCCCGGCGUCGCUGCAGUACCUGCCCAAGAAGGAGCCGCCGCCGCCGCCGCCGCCGCGCCCGCUGCGCCACCACGCGCGCUCCAGCUCGCUCGACCUCAACCGCUUCAAGCCCGCGUCCGCGCCCGCGCCGCCCCCGCAGCCGCCGCCCAGGAUGUCGCCCUCCGCCGCCUCGCCGCCCGCGCGCCGCCUCGUCAACCAGCGCAGCGAGGGCGAGCCCGCCUUCCCGCCCGACGCCUUCGCUCCUAGAGGAGAAUACGACGGCGAAGGAUUCGGCUACAAUAGGGAAGACGCUCCCAAAAUGCACGGGGCGUUCGAAGUAUACCGGAAACCUAGUCGGGAAGGCUCGGCGGGGGCCGAGGAGCCGAGCGUGCGCGCGCUACAGGAGCAGAACGCCGUGUUACACCGCGUGUGCCGCGCGCUGUGCGCCGAGCUGGCGGACGUGGCGCGCGAGCGCGAGCAGCUGCGGGUGCGGCUGCGGCCGCGCGACGCCGUGUAGCCGCGCCCCGCUCCGAGCGAGGCCGCCGGUGACUACCCUAGCGACGGCGACCUACCGGCAUGCGAUACUAAUUUACCAUAUAUAUCCCUAAUUCGACACGUCUGUGUGGUAAAUUCUAAUCGGGCGACGACUAGUGAUUAUCUAUCGCUAAAAAUAAUUCGAAUUAUAACUGUCGACUAUCUUUAAAAUAAAUUCGGAUACAGACGUAGUGCGAAACGGUUUUCCUUCGUAUUUUUACGGUUUAUUUGUCAUGCUAGUUCAGACAGUGUUAGUACGUCUUGUAUUGAGACCGACUUAGACAGCAUGACACCUUCGUACGUACCUUUACACAUCUGUACGUUCCUUUAAAGAUGCUGCGACGACGCCAUAACAAAAUAUUAACGCUUACGUCGCCUACCACUUUUCGGAUCGUUUCCGAGUUCAAUAGUUCUGGCUAGCUGAUCAAGUAAACCUGUCCUGAAUUAAUUGACAGACACUUCUUUAAUGCUUUGUUAACAAGUAAUGAGACAUUUUUAUAAUGCUAGUUUGAAUCGAGGCAACACUUAAAUAGUUUUUAUAAUAUUCAAGUAAUGUUUCUUAACAGGAUAGGCGGCCAAGUGAGCGGUCGAAAACUCUGGUGCAAAGUAAAAUAACAUUUAUUUACCGUGAUUAUUGUAUCUAUCUUUUUAUGAUAUUUAACAUAUGCAAUCUCAAGAAACAGCGGGAAUAUUUUUGCAAACUUAUUCCGUCAUGUAUAUCGAUAUCUAGUGUGAAAUAUCGAUAAUGUAGUAUAUGUAUUUUUUCGUGAUCUUAGACGAAACAAAAUUGAUUCCAUUCCUAAUUUGAUUUAAUAUCAUAGCGGUAAUAAUCGAUAUUUAAGGUAUUUAAUUACUUUUUGAACAAUAUGUCGGCAAAUUUUUAUCCGAUACUCAUACGCUUCGGCAUGUAAGUAGCUUUAAGAGGCUAUUGUAUUGAAUCACACAUUUUUCUCCAUUUAUGUAUAAGUCUCGUAAAGUAUAAAUUAUGUUUAAAAAAUAUACAGAUAUUUUGUACUCUGGCGGCUUAUAAUAAUCUCAAAAGUAAAAAUGAUCCGUGACUAACCUAGUAAUUUAUGUAUUAUAGUAAUUUAAUAUGAUAGGAAUAUCAUUAAUAGUCACAAAGCUAACGUCAGUAUGUUUUAUUUACAUCGCUUAGUGUUCACUUGUAAUGCAUUUAGACAAUACUUCAUUGCAUGUCCGACUAUAUUAUUGUAUAGGUAACCAUCAGGCCCCGUAGCCGAAUCGCAUUUCUGCGACGCCAAACGCCGCCGAAAUGUAGUCUGGCUACGCCAAUACGCAAGAGCAAAAAAACUGAAUAGCUACGAAAGAGUUAUUAUUGUGAGCGUUUCGUGAGCGUUUAUGCAUUCAGCUACGCACACAGGUCAAAGGGCCUAUCGAAAAUGCCAAUCGUUUUCGCCGUUGCGAACGAAAUAGUAAAAUCUGUCUAUCACCACACCUCGGACACCGGCGAUCAAAUAUACGAAAGAGGCGCGUUCCCAGCAUACAAUCUUAAGCUCUUGUAGGUGAACGCGUACCAUGCUUGUACGAGUGAAAUAUGACAGGUCGACUGUUCGCGUUUUUGACAGGCGAUAACUGAGGUAACCGAGAUCCAGUGGCCAUACUGUACGAUAGUACUCUUUAUUAUACUGUGCUAUCACUCUUCCAUAUUAGCGUGGCUGACGGUCUUAGUAAUAAGGCCUGAGUGAACGCUCAUAUUGGGCGUGGAGCGGGGCGGGGCGUGCGUCAUACUCAUGCAUGUCAAACAAUUGAAGCUCAUACAAGUGUCCGGAGUCGACGCUGCAUAGCGUGCACGCGAGCGGAUCCGCCCCGCUGCACGCCAAGCCGACCGAGCGUCUACUCAGGCCUAUGACAUUAGUGACAGAGAAUUUGCGAUUCGUUGCGUUUUGGUUAGGCAUCAAUCUCAUAUAAACACUGUUUCUGACAUGUGUUGUGUACCGUGAGAACUUUUUAUAGUAUUCGCACUUAUAUUAUUGUGUACAUGCGAUGUAUGAAUGAUUUUUAAUUUACCGCCUGGCAAGUUUCCAACCGUCGUUUGAAGUUGUGAAGAUAAUUUGCCUGAGCAAGAUUAUACAUACAAUUAUAUGUAUAUGUAUAGAAAAUGCAAUCCUACCUACUGGGUUUAAAAUGUGAUUAUCCCAAUAAGGCCUAAGUUUCCCCUCUGGAAAGUCAGAAAUGGCAAGGAAACAAACACUGCUUUAGUAAAAUGGCUACUUAGUAUGCUAAAUAGCAUGAUCGCCAAAUUGAAAUCACAUAUCGCCGUCGUACGAGUUUGUAAUUGUGUUUAAGGUUGUGCACUAUAUCUUAUCCGUUCCUUCCGAGCAUAGCUUUAUAUUCGAGUAUUCUCUAAGUAGUGCCAGUAACUAACGCUUUCUAUAACAUAAUUAGAGAUUUAUUCAUUUUAAAAAUGAUUGUAAAGUCUUAGAAAAUGUUGUGGUGUAAGUUUGAUUUUUAAACACCAUUUUUUUGUGUUUUUGGCACUGUUAUAUAUUAUUGUAGUAAUUGGAUCAAAAAUAUGAGCUAAGGUUAGGUACACGAUAUUCCUGUGGAAAUGAUAGAAUAAACUGACUUCAAAGCCUAAUUUUUUGUACUUUAUCACUGUAGGCGUAUUAAAACUUUCUCUUAUAUAAAAUAUGUUUGUGUAUUUUUAAUUUCCACAGAAAAUAUACGCCGGUUAUUCCGAAUUAUCUAUAUAAAUGACUAGCUAAGUCAGUUUUUGAUGACCUUAUCACCGCACACACACUGCACAGCGCCAUCUAUAUUAGCUGUUAUAUGAAAGAGAUUCUUAGACUUUACAAUUUUUUUGUGAUUAGUCCUUGUUGCAAAUGAAGUGUUAGCAUUUAUGUUGUUUUGGUGUAUUCGCUGGAUGUAUGGUAAAUUGGUAUUAGGUUUCAUUUAAAUAGGUUUACCUGUUUUUACCUGGCUUUAAAUGAAGAUAAAUGAACUAUCUGAAAAUCUAAAAAUUCUUUUGAGUUGGAUUUGAAACGCAAACGUAAAACCCGAGUUCUCACAUUCAGUCAGCCAAAUGUAUGUUGUUUAUCGUUAUAAGUAUGUCCGUACCAGUAUAGUCGUACACGGUACAAGCUGCAUUGAAGUCAACGAGUAGAGUAGUGUCGCUUGUAUGUAUUGCAUUCCUUUGUAAUCUUACUGUAUCGCUUAUAGCUAUUGUAUAAAUAUAUUAAAAUAUCAACCGGCGGAGUUGUUAAAAUGUGAAUGUUGUAUAAUAUGCAUUAGUUUAGGGAUUGUAAAAAAUGUACUAUCAAGAGAUCGGCGUUUAAAUGGCUAGAAAAAAAAAAUAGAAAUGUAAGCGCCUCGGUCAGCCGAAAAUUGUUGUAAACAAGAUAUAUUACAAUUAUAGCGUAGUGUACAAUUUUAUUGAAUUUGUGUGAAAACGAUUUGUAUCAUAAGAUUACUGUAAAAGUAUUUAUCAUUUAUUUUAGUCAUACGGAAUAUCCCGAGCGAGUCGCUCGCUUGUAAAUAUAAUUUCUCGUUCCGCGUUUUACUAUCCUCAAUAUCUGAAGCUUGAUAACCCCACUGAAAUACAUUUCGGUCCAAUUUUGAAGUACUUUUCACCAUUGUAUUUACCUAUUUAUAUGUUUCUUAAAGUUUAUAUACAGUAACGCUUAAAUAUUAUUGUAGUAAAAUAUGUACAAUAAAUUUAUUUCAAAAUUU